Portunus trituberculatus (swimming crab) is the source of this 1921-nucleotide messenger RNA. RefSeq names its product xaa-Pro aminopeptidase 3-like. The record is from RefSeq and is a predicted model, not a curated record. Gene Ontology annotation, molecular function: metalloaminopeptidase activity; manganese ion binding. The transcript is spliced from 7 exons. Gene Ontology annotation, cellular component: mitochondrion. Lineage: Eukaryota; Metazoa; Arthropoda; Malacostraca; Decapoda; Portunidae. Bases 16 to 1791 code for a protein of 591 amino acids.
UGCGUGAAUGUGACCAUGAUUACAGCCAACCACAACAACAGGAAGCCAAAACCAGUGCCAAUAUCCGAACGCCGAUCAGCUGACGACCAAAACAAACAUGGAGGCGGUGAGGUCCCUUCUUCUCCUAGGCUCCAGGGCCACAGGGAGCCACCUAGGUACGCCCCAGGGGACUCACACUCGCCAGUACUACCAACACAAGUAUUACCAGUGUACCGGGGCCAGCUACAGGUACCGGGCAGGUCGUGGAGGGCAGCAGCAUGUGGCCGAGGCUCCAGUGUGGUGACCAGCGGGUGGCGGCGGCGGCUGUGUCACUCAGCAGGCCACCACCGCCAGCCAGACCCUCCCCCUGCCCGGCCCCAUGAGGAGGAGGGAGAGAGGCGGACAGCAGUAGAUGAGGGGGUGCGAGCUGGCCAGCCUCUCCCACACACUCAUCCUCACUUGCUGCAGCCUGGACAGGUGACGUUUGGCAUCACAAGGGAGGAGUACAGUGAGCGGCGCCACAGGCUGAUGGAGAGGCUGCGGGAGAGGGAGGGCCGGCACCAUGUUGUGCUGCUGCCUGGCACUCCCAAGAGAUACAUGGUGGACAAGAUCCCCUACCUCUACCGCCAGGACACAGACAUGCUGUACCUGAGUGGGUGCCUGGAGCCGGGGUGCCUGCUGCUGCUGCACUCCCUGCCGGGCCGCCCCGCACCGCUGCAUCGCUCUGUCAUGUUCACACCGCGCCAUGACCCGCCCCAUGAGCUGUGGGAUGGUCCACGCACCAGCCCCGACCACGCCCCAGCUGUGUGGGGUGUGGAUGCUGGCCUGCCCCUGGAGGAACUGACCCGUUACCUGGAUAAGCUGGAGCGUGACCUUGGCUCCCCAGCCCUGUGGUACCAGCCUGAGGCCACUGCUGGCCCUGGCUUGCACCGCCAGUUGCAGGCCUGGCUGGCCACCGGGGGCCGCCUGGGGGCUGCGGAGAGUCCCCGGCCCCAUGUGCAUGCCCUGCGGGUGGUGAAGUCCCCGGCAGAGCAGCAGCUGAUGAGGCAGGCCUGCCGGAUCUCAGCGGAGGCCAUCGCUGCCACCAUGAGGGCCACCCGCGCCCCAGCCUCAGAGCACCAGCUGUUUGCCACGGUGGACUACCAUGCCAGGAUGCGCGGCGCAGACCACCUGGCCUAUCCCCCCGUAGUGGCCGGUGGCCCCCGCGCCAACACCAUCCACUACACCGCCAACAACACCCUGGUGCAGCCCGGCCAGAUGGUGCUCAUGGAUGCCGGCGCUGAGUUCCGUGGGUACAGCGGGGACGUGACACGCACGUGGCCGGUGGACGGGGAGUUCAGCGCAGCGCAGCGUGACCUGUACGAGGCAGUGGCAGAGGUGCAGGAGGCCGUGGUGCGGGCGUGUGCCUCGCAGCGCCCCACCCUGGACCAGCUGUUUGCCCUCAUGUGUGCCAAGCUGGGCCGGGUCCUGCAGGAACUGUGCAUCCUGCCCCUCAGCUACUCCGGACACCAGCUCUCCAGGGCGGCAUACCUGUACUGCCCCCACCACGUGAGCCACUACCUGGGGAUGGACGUGCACGACACCGCUCACAUCCCCCGCUCCCGCCCCCUCACCCCUGGCACCAUCAUCACUGUUGAGCCAGGUAUCUACAUUCGCGAGGACAACAGGACAGCCCCCACUCGCUACCUGGGCCUGGGUGUGAGGCUGGAGGACGACGUGCUGGUGACUGAGAGCGGUGUGGAGGUGCUCACGUCUGCCUGCCCCAAACACCCGGAUGAAGUGGAAGCUAUUGUCGGUGCUGAUUAUAAGUGAAUGGGUGUGUGUGUGUGUGAGGGAGUGGGAGAGGUGUGUGUGUGUGUGUUUGUGUGAGAGAGGAAAGGUGUGUGUGUGUUUGUGUGAUAGAAGAAAGGUGUGUGUGUGUGUGUGUGUGUGUUUAUGUGUG